GACAUUGCUCUGCUGUCAGAUCUACCCAUGGGGAUGAAGGACCGUCUUAAAGCUCUGAUGAAGCCUACAUCCUUCCUCUCCAAUGGCCUCUGGAGUUCAUCAAUGGGAAGCCCUGCCCUUCUGGCUGCUCCAAUCAUCAUAUCAUACUUCAUCUUAUGCCAAGCGAACCCCCGUGACACAACCCUUCCGGGUAAGCUAGCCGGCGCGCGACAGCGACAACCCAGACACGACUUCCCUAUCCACCACCACGACCCACCACCGCCAUCGCCACCACAAUGUUCUCCUCCUCCAUCCCGCCAGAAGUAUUCCACACUCUCCCGACUCUUGCUGGUACCGAGAUCUCCCCAUCGGGAUACCCAAUUCCGACAGUAACCUUCAUUUGCGCCUCGUGCGAACGGAUAAUCGGCGACUCCUCCACGCUCCUCUUCCUCCACCACAAGCAGCUCACUCUCACAUUCACCCGCCUCACUUCUGUCUCCGCCAGCCUGCCGAUACAAUUCUCUCCGCCGGGGGAAUGGGACGAAAACUGUACCUUCCACCCGCUCUCUUGCGACAAAUGCCACACCAUCCUCGGCAAGAAGCACCUCGCAACCACAUCAGAGCUCGGACAGUUCCAGAACCAGUAUACAGUCGAUACCGAAAAGGUGGGAAUAUACUACCAUGGCGCAUUGGAGCCCGCUGCGCAACCAGUAGAGCUUGCGGGGGUGCUGAGGGUGUUGCAUCCGGAUCCGGAUGAGGUUGUCGAGCAGAUGCAGAGCAUCAUGAGUGUGUGUGUAGGGCUGAGCGAGAAUGUGGGGGAGUUGGCGAGGAUGCUAAAAAGGGUUGCUGCGGUGGCGGGGCUGGGGGUCGGGGAGACCGUGGCAAGAUUAGCGGGUGAGGCAGAGGCGGAGCUGCCGGUUGUUGAGAAGGAUGCUCUGGGAGAGACAAUAAGGGCAUUGCUGAGUAGGGUCGACGGUAUUGAGGAGACGGUAGAGACGCUGAAGCAGGAUGCCACAAUAUUUGAGCGCGCCGGGAAGUCUUCCAGUGCUAAACGCAAACGCCAUGUUCUUCCCGAAACCGCACACUACGUCUCGGAGUCGCCACGAUCUGCCGAGGAUUCAAUGCAGCGCACGGUCAUACCAAACUCGCAGUCCACCGACGAGAACCCCCCAUUCCAACACCCAACCGAGCUCGAGCAUGAAUCGGACUUCCAGGAGAUAGAGCAUCUUCCCACCCCGCCGGAGUCGAGGCGGACGUACCUCGAUGAAUCGCAGCCCAAAAAGAGCCAUAAGAAGAAGAAGCCGAAGGAAGAUAAUGGCUACGAGAUGCCAGAUUUAGAGGAGGACAUCAAGCCAGUCAAGAGGAAGGUUAGGAGUGGGGAAUUUGAUGGCUCAACCAAAAGGCCGGCUACAAGAGGGACGAGGAAGAAAUGAAGGCGGAUAUUUCAAUCUGUCCUUGAACUAUUAUGUGGAGUUCGGAGUCUUGUCUUCUUGCGUUGUUCUAUAUGAGAUAUCAAUG
Tricharina praecox is the source of this 1497-nucleotide messenger RNA. RefSeq lists its product as uncharacterized. Gene Ontology annotation, cellular component: chromatin; chromosome, centromeric region; nucleus. The transcript has a single exon. The coding region runs from base 276 to 1412 and encodes 378 amino acids. Lineage: Eukaryota; Fungi; Ascomycota; Pezizomycetes; Pezizales; Pyronemataceae. The record is from RefSeq and is a predicted model, not a curated record. Gene Ontology annotation, biological process: chromosome segregation; CENP-A containing chromatin assembly.